This is a messenger RNA of Fraxinus pennsylvanica, 4014 nucleotides long. Lineage: Eukaryota; Viridiplantae; Streptophyta; Magnoliopsida; Lamiales; Oleaceae. The record is from the annotation of a GenBank genome assembly.
AUGGUGGAGGCGGAAGGACCGAGGAGUGACGACUCCUCGUGGGGUCGCGUCGGCGUGGCUAGGGUUGAAAAGGGGCUGGAUUGUUCUGAAUCUUGGAAGCAAAGAAGAAAAAGAGAAGCAAAUGCCGUCAUCACCUGGUUCUCGGUCCGGUUGGAGUUGGAGGAGUUGCCAGUCAUGGAAAACGGAAGGACCGGCCUUGAUGAUAGGUAUCGUCUUCGUCUUUCCUCUGACGGAUGGAAGGCAGAAGAGGUCUCCAUGGAUCUGGCCGUUGUGGCAGAGUCUACUCGUCCAGCUAAAUGCUUUUCACACAGCAAACCUCCAUAUUCACUUCCAAUUGUCCAGUCAUCUGUUAUUAAUAAGAUUAACAAGAUUGAACCACAACAGAGGACAAUCCCACCCAAUUUCGAUCAAUGUAACGACAAGAAUGCACUUGACAUUGUGAAGCCUGUAGUGUAUACAUUGUUUUGUAUCGUUAUCGGGUUAUUCUGCCCAGUUUCGGGGUUCCAGCAACCUGCUUUUGCAGUUGUCGCUUCACCUUCAGCGGUUGUGCGUGGAUUAUUUGGGAGGAAAACUAAGGAGACUGUAGCUAGGCUGCUCAAGACAAUAGAGGAUGCCAAAAGUCCUGGCCAAGAGAAUUUUGAAAAUGUCCAGGUUGCAUUGAAGGAGGUCAAAACGACCAAGAAAGCCUUGCAAGAUGAGAUAAUGAACGGACUUUAUGCUGAGAUGAGGGUUUUGAACAGGGAAAAGGCAGAGUUGAUGAAGAGCUCUGAGGUGAUUGAGGAUAAAAUAUUGAAUGCUAAAAGGGAGGAAGAUAAUUUGACGAGGAAAGCAAGAGGAGGAGAUGAAAGAAUUGAGAGCUUCCAGGAAGAAAUGAGGCAAUGGGAGAGUGAGUAUAAUGGGAUUUGGGAGAGAAUUGGGGAGAUUGAGGAUUCGAUAAUGAGGAAGGAGACCUUGGCCUUGAGCAUUGGUGUCAGGGAGCUUUUGUUUAUCGAGAGGGAGUGUGAGGCCUUGGUCGAGGGCUUCUUACGGGAAAUGAGGCAGCGAAACAUUCAGAGCUUGCCGAAAGGCCCUGUUACCAAGCUUCCCAAAGUCGAGAUUCAGGAAGAACUGCAACGUGCGCAGAGACAAUUAUGGGAGCAAAUAAUUUUGCCAAGUGCUUUGCAAAAUGAGGAUUCAGGAUAUCUCUUUAAUCAAGAUUCAACAGCUUUUUCUCAUCGGAUACAACUGGUACUCAGGGAGUCAGCUGAGAUGAAAAAGAACCUGGAGACUAGCAUUAGAAAAAGUAUGAAAAAACAUGGUGUUGAGAGACGUAUUUUAGCAAUGACUCCAAUGGAUGAGGUUGUGAAGGGCUUCCCGGACAUUGAGUUGAAAUGGAUGUUUGGAAAGAAGGAAGUCAUAGUUCCAAAAGCCGUUGGCCUCCAUUUAUUUCAUGGUUGGAAGAAAUGGCGUGAGGAAGUUAAGGCAGACCUUAAAAGAAAUUUGCUGGAAAAUGCUGAAUUAGGUAAAAAGUAUGUGGCUGAAAGACAGGAACGCAUCCUUCUGUAUCGGGAUAGGUUAGACUCAAAGACUUGGUAUAAUGAAGAACGGAAUAGGUGGGAGAUGGACCCAAUAGCUGUUCCUUAUGCUGUGUCCAAGAAAGUUGUGCAGAGUGCUCUAAUCAGGCAUGACUGGGCUGCCAUGUAUAUCACACUCAAGGGAACGGACAAGGAGUAUUAUGUAGAUGUUAAAGAAUAUGACAUGCUGUUUGAAGAUUUUGGUGGGUUUGAUGGUUUGUAUUUGAGAAUGAUUGCAGCGGGCAUCCCUACUGCAGUUCAGCUUAUGUGGAUUCCUUUUUCGGAGUUAGAUUUGCAUCAACAGUUUCUCUUAAUAACGAGGAUAUCCUAUCAGUGCUUUAAUGGAUUUUGGAAUAGUAGCAUUGUUUCACAUGCAAAAGAGUGGACUUUCAAAAAAAUAAAAAACAUUAAUGACGACAUAAUGAUGAUGAUCGUUUUCCCUGUUGUGGAGUUCAUUAUUCCUUAUCAGGUGAGGAUGCAGUUGGGUAUGGCUUGGCCAGAAUAUUCAGAUGUAUCUGUCGGCUCAACUUGGUACUUGAAGUGGCAAUCUGAGGCUGAAACAAACUUUAAAUCAAGGAAAAAAGAUGAAUUUCAGUGGUACUUCUGGUUUUUAGUUAGAACUAUCAUAUAUGGAUACAUAUUGUUUAAUGCGUUCCGAUAUAUGAAGAGGAAAAUUCCAAGAAUUCUUGGUUUUGGGCCUUUGCGGAGAGAUCCCAACUUAAGGAAGUUACGGAGAGUGAAAGCUUAUUUUAAAUAUAGGAUGAAGAGAAUAAAACGCAAGAAGAAGGAUGGUGUUGACCCAAUAAGCACUGCUUUUGAUAAAAUGAAGAGGGUUAAAAAUCCUCCCAUAAGGUUGAGAGACUUUACUAGCGUUGAAUCUAUGAGGGAAGAAAUCAAUGAAGUUGUGGCGUCUCUGCAGAAUCCUCGUGUAUUUCAAGAAAUGGGAGCUCGUGCACCUCGGGGUGUUCUCAUCGUUGGCGAGAGAGGAACUGGGAAAACAUCCCUAGCAUUAGCUAUAGCAGCAGAAGCAAAAGUGCCUGUUGUUGAAAUUAAAGCCCAACAGUUGGAAGCUGGUCUCUGGGUGGGCCAAAGUGCAUCAAAUGUUAGAGAACUGUUUCAGACAGCGAGGGAUCUGGCUCCUGUCAUUAUAUUUGUGGAGGAUUUUGAUCUCUUUGCUGGUGUCCGUGGCAAGUUUAUUCACACCAAAAAGCAGGACCACGAGGCUUUCAUCAAUCAACUACUUGUGGAGCUCGAUGGGUUUGAGAAACAAGAUGGGGUGGUUUUGAUGGCCACUACUCGUAAUCUCAAACAAAUAGAUGAGGCACUACGGCGUCCUGGUAGAAUGGAUAGGAUAUUUCACCUUCAGCGGCCAACGCAAACAGAAAGAGAGAAGAUACUGCGUGUUGCUGCAGAAGAAACUAUGGAUGAGGAUCUUAUUGACUUUGUAGAUUGGAGAAAGGUUGCUGAAAAAACUGCUCUUCUUCGUCCUAUAGAAUUAAAACUUGUACCCGUGGCUUUGGAAGGUAGUGCUUUCAGGAGCAAGUUUGUUGACAUGGAUGAGCUUAUGAGCUAUUGCAGCUGGUUUGCAACUUUUGGUGGCAUGGUCCCCAGGUGGCUUAGGAAAACCAAAGUUGUGAAAAAGUUGAGCAACAUGCUGGUAAAUCAUCUUGGAUUGACAUUGACAAAAGAGGAUUUGCAAAAUGUGGUUGACUUGAUGGAACCAUAUGGCCAAAUAAGUAAUGGUAUAGAACUGCUGAAUCCACCUCUUGAUUGGACAAGGGAAACCAAAUUUCCACAUGCGGUUUGGGCUGCUGGUCGGGGUCUUAUGGCUCUUCUAUUACCAAAUUUUGAUGUUGUUGAUAAUCUAUGGCUUGAACCUUCUUCUUGGGAGGGAAUCGCAUGCACCAAGAUUAGUAAGGCUGGAAAUGAAGGUUCAGUGUAUGGAAAUGAAGAAUCAAGGGCAUAUCUUGAAAAAAAACUUGUAUUUUGCUUUGGCUCUUAUGUUGCAUCCCAGCUGCUGCUUCCAUUUGGGGAAGAAAAUGUUCUUUCUUCAUCAGAGUUGAAGCAGGCACAGGAGAUAGCUACACGAAUGGUUAUCCAGUCUGGAUGGCAUGAUGGUUCAACAGUUUACCAUUAUAACAAUGCGGCAACAGUUUUAAGCAUGGGAGACAACUUCGAGCUUGAGAUGGCUGCUAAAGUUGAAAAAAUUUAUUACUUGGCAUAUGAUAAGGCAAAAAUGAUGCUUCAGAAAAAUCGCAUAGUUCUGGAGAAGAUUGUGGAAGAACUGCUUCAGUAUGAAAUCUUGACGGAAAGGGAUCUCAAAAGAAUUAUUGCAGACAAUGGUGGGAUUCGAGAAAGAGAGCCAUUUUCUCUUUCAAGCACCAGUGCUGAAGAGGCCGUGGUUAGUAGACUUCUUGAUGAAAAAUCAUCGGGUACUGCACUUUUAAGUUCCGCCAACUAG